AGGAAGGCAUGGGACAGAAAUGCUGUUGGGUCCAGGCUACCAAGUGCCAACUGCUGGUGGCCAGUCUUUUUGUCAUGCUGCUUGGGCUAUCAGCAGCGAUACUGACCAUUAUUACCUACUAUGAGAAGCGCUUCAUUGUCAUAAAUGAAGUCUCUUUGGAAGCAAACCCCAUCAGAACGUUCCACAGUUUAGUUUUGUAUGCUGGAAUAUGUCUGAGUAGCAUCCUGGUCAUUGCUGCUAUAUUGAGUGUUGUUGCCACAUGGAGAGACCUGGAGAGUGCUAUGGCAGUGGGGUUCCUCUGUUUCGCUGUGGUGUUCCUUGCAUCCGUUCAGGCUGCCUACUGGACAAUAACUAGAAAUACUGAGGCUGAAGAUGCCAUGAUGGAUGUGUAUGACUUUGUUUAUGAAGCCGUGAGAAGCAAUUCUUCUAGUAAUGGGAGGCAGGAGCUACUGACCAUCCACAAAACGUUUCUCUGUUGUGGAAAGAAGCUACCCUUUGAAGAAGCAAGCCAUAUUGAAAAUGAGAUGUGCCAAUUAGAAACAAUGGGAACAAAAGAGGAUUGCCUCCAAGAGAUCCACAACUUCCUGAAAAAACACAUGAGUUAUGUCUCCAUACUGAUGAUCAUUACGACUAUCAUCAUGGUGUAUGGGAUGAUCUUAACUUCAUUCCUCUGCUUCUCAAUUCAUUUCAAAAGCAGUCUGGAUCGGAAGGACAAGUAUGUUCUGGCAGGGCGAUAGGAUGGCCUUUGAGCUCAGAAGAAAAGUUCAAGACCACUGCAGACCAAGAGAAACUGAACAAUAGAUUGUGGCUGUGAGUGGAUUAUCACUGGCCCUCCAAGUUAUUAUUCAAUUUACUUGUUUUCUUUUCACAAAUAUAAAAUUCCAAACGUCUACACCAAUGUUAUACAACCAAGAAAGCUAGAGAAUCAGUACGUAAAGCAUGAAAAAAGUGUUGGCUGGAAAGGACAUGAGCAGCAUGCAGUGUUGUGUAGAAAAAAACAUGACGACAGGAAAUAUAAAAGAAACCAAGAAGUUGCCCAACCCCAAAUAUGAUUUCCACUUCAUAGCCAUGAUUGAAUGUCCUCCAAAUAGCUAGUCAGAACAGAACAACAUAUUGCAGCUAAA
Molecule: messenger RNA, 1124 nt
Organism: Eublepharis macularius
Lineage: Eukaryota; Metazoa; Chordata; Lepidosauria; Squamata; Eublepharidae
Gene: TSPAN32
Product: tetraspanin 32
Exons: 8
Coding region: 9-737 (242 amino acids)
Cellular component (GO): membrane
Source: RefSeq, a predicted model, not a curated record